AUGGCGCAAACGCCGCCGGUCCCGGUGGCUCAACCGCCGGAAUUGGAUGACUCUCCACCCCUAGAGACAAACGAAUGGGCUUUUGAGGAGCCGGAGAUUGAAUCUGACGUGGAGGACGAGCCAGAUGCCGCUGAUGAUAGACCAAGAGUCAAGAUCCCGAAGGAACUUCGCAGGGAACCCUGUCGUGAGUGGCAACUCGCUUUGAUUAUUAAGUACUUAGGGAAGAACAUUAACUUUAAUGUUUUAAACCAAAGGCUCCCCAAUAUCUGGGGAUUGCAAGGGCAUCUCCACCUUAUAGAUAUUGGGUACGGGUUCUUCGUCGCUCGGUUUGAUAACAAGACGGAUUACUUGCAUGUGUUGCUUGACGGGCCAUGGAAAAUAUUUGACAAUUACUUGGUUGCCCAAAGGUGGCAGCCGGAAUUCAAGCCAAAAACCGCAAAAAUAUCCAAGAUGGCUGUUUGGGUUAGACUCCCGGAUCUGCAUGUUGAGUAUUUUAGAGAAGAUGUGGUUAAACUCAUUCUCAUGAAUGUGGGUAAGCCCCUCAAACUCGGUCGCUUGACGACCUCGGUGGCCAAGGGCAGAUUCGCGAGAGCAGCUGUGGAAAUUGACGUUGACAAACCUCUUGUUUCGGAGAUUUGGGUGAGGAACUCCAUUCAGACUGUUGAGUACGAAGGGCUGCACGUAGUUUGUUUUGGGUGUGGAGUGGUUGGUCACAGAGAACAGGCGUGCCCCGUCAACAACCCCAAAGCACCGGAAACUUCUGACAUGGACUUGAAUGAGGCAAACGGUCCCAACGCUGAGCCUCAACAAACUGCCACGACACCAUCGUCUUCUGAAGGCACCACCCAGAGGAGUCGGAAGUACGGCACUUGGAUGUUGGUCACCAUAAAACCAAAAAAGGUUGAUCAGACUAACUACAAUCAUCAGAAGAAGUUUUAUGCGAAUGUUCAUAAAUUUGCUUUGCCCACCCGUGGUAACCAGUUCGAGGCCCUGGGAAUACUCAAAACCCGGAUGUGCCUGUUACAACCUCAUCGAGGAAGAACAAAUCAGCUACGGUCUCCGGCGAGAGACCCCAAGGGUAGUAAAAAUAAGGCCACAAGGGGUAAAGGGAGAGGCCCUAGUAGGGGUGGCUCUAAUGGUGUUGCUGAUGGCCCUAACUUCAUGGCUUCGAGUGCGAAACUUGAACGCCCUGGAGUUUUUCAGUUUGGUAGUACCUCCCGUGAGGCUACUACGAAUGACCAGGUGCCCCCGAACCAGUCGGGUGAGGGCACAUCUUCACGUUUCACGCCCGGGGAGAGCGGUGGCCAAACCUCCCCUUCGGCUUUGAGUUCCCAAUGA
This is a messenger RNA of Ipomoea triloba (trilobed morning glory), 1338 nucleotides long. RefSeq lists its product as uncharacterized. The transcript has 3 exons. Lineage: Eukaryota; Viridiplantae; Streptophyta; Magnoliopsida; Solanales; Convolvulaceae. The coding region runs from base 1 to 1338 and encodes 445 amino acids. Gene Ontology annotation, molecular function: nucleic acid binding; zinc ion binding. The record is from RefSeq and is a predicted model, not a curated record.